Messenger RNA from Anarrhichthys ocellatus (wolf-eel), 4253 nucleotides. RefSeq names its product ras association domain-containing protein 10. The transcript has a single exon. NCBI's taxonomy places the organism in Eukaryota, Metazoa, Chordata, Actinopteri, Perciformes, Anarhichadidae. Bases 377 to 1819 code for a protein of 480 amino acids. The record is from RefSeq and is a predicted model, not a curated record. Gene Ontology annotation, biological process: signal transduction.
GCGAGCAGCCGGCCCUGACACACACGGACGCUCCGGUUCCUCUCCUCUCCUCUCCGGAGCAGUGCGCAGGGCUGGAAAACGAUCUGCCGGGAGUAGAGAGAGAGAGGUGAUGUCCCGGCAGGCAGCACCGGGAACAGACCGCAGGGAGAAUGUGAGCGGAUGUCAUUGCUCUGCUUAUGUCAUGUUCGGACCGAGCGCAUUCAAAGUGGGAACCGAUAAAACGGCGACAGGAGCACGGAGGAUGUGUUUCUCUCAUCGCAUAUGCUGAAUCUGUUUUGACUCGACUCCAAAUGUAGCGACGGACUACUUUCUUCUCCUUUUACUCUUUGAGUUUUGCCACAAACAGAAACUUUGUUGUUGUUGAGUCGAACCGGAGAUGGAGCCGGAGGAGGGGAAGAUCUCCGUGUGGGUCUGCCGGGAGGAGAAGCUCGUCUCCGGGCUCACCAAGCGGACCACCUGCGCCGACGUGGUCAGGGUCCUGCUGGAGGACCAGAACCUGCAGCAGGGCGCCUCGGCGGCGAUGCUGUCCGGCUCCCCGCAGUCCUACUGCGUAGUGGAGAAAUGGAGGGGCUUCGAGAGGAUUUUGCCCAACAAGACCAAAGUCCUCCGGCUGUGGGCCGCCUGGGGGGACGAGCAGGAGAACGUGCGCUUCGUCCUGGUAAAGAACGAGGCGUCGCUGCCCAACAACGGGCCCCGCAGCGCCGAGGCCCGGGUGGUCCGGAGCCGGGAGAGCGGCGGCCCGGGCGGCGGGCUGAGGGGCACCGCCAGGACCUGCUGGACCGCCGCGGCCGCCGCCGCCAACCUGUCCCAGGAGAAACAGAGGCGCAUAGUCAGGAAGGCGUUCAGGAAGUUGGAUAAGAUGAACAAAAAGAAAGAGCAGCCUGUUUCUAAAGAUCAGGGCUCCGCGGAGAAGAUGGAGACGCUGGUUCACAUGGUGAUCUCCCAGGACCACACCAUCCGCCAGCAGGUCCAGAGGGUCAAGGAGCUGGAUCGGGAUAUCGAGCGGUACGAGGCCAAAGUGCACUUCGACCGCAUCAAGAGACACGGGGUGAACUAUGUGCAGGACACAUACAUGGUGGACUCCUCUUCCUCCUCCUCGGAGGCUCCCGCUCUCUCGGACUGUAAGCAGCAGGACGCGCGGUGCGCGGCGGAGGCGGUCGCGCAGUUCGAGGAGUACGCGCGCCGCUGCGAGGAGGUGGUGCGGCUGCAGGAGGAGCUGACGGAGCGCGAGGCGCUCGUGGAGUGCAUCACCGGGGAGAUCCAGGAGGAGCUCAACCGGCGGUGGAUGAAGCGGCGGCGCGGCGAGAGGGGAGCGGACGCGGUGAAGGUCACGAGCGGCGUUGCGGAGGAGAUGCGCGCGGCAGCGUCUCCCGCCGCUCCACCUGCAGAGUCAGAUGUGGACAGCUUAUCCGAGGACGAGUUCGUGCUGGAGGAGGAGAGGAUCAAAACGCAGCUGGACACCAGCCUGUACAUCGGCCUGCGGCUGAAGACGGACAUGGACGCCAUCAGGGGGGACCUGGACCUGAGCAUGGCCCUCUGGGAGACCAGGGAGAGCGAACUUCUGGACCUUCUGGCCAAAGUUGAGACCAUGGAGAUAGAGCAGGCGGACAGCACACUGACUGGUGACAGCGAGGCGGAGCCGGACGCGGCGGGCGCCGAGGACGAGCCUGCGUCCGCGGAGAAGAGCAGCGUCUGGGUGGAGCAGGCCAGGGGUCUGUCCAAGGCCUGCAACACAAACGACGAGGACUCGGACACGGGCCUGAGCUCCAUGCACAGCCAGGACUCCGACAACCCACCCGUGUGCGAGUCGCUGGUGUAAACUCGCUUUUUGUUUGCGAGCACGUUUUUACGCAACGGAAAGCCACAAACUCAGGGGCAGAGAGAGUCAGUGUUGGCAAUACCAGGGAGAUGUUCCUCCCUACCCAAAAUGCACCUCAGCAUGGAUACUGUAUUCUAUAGCAAUAAUUCUUAUACGUAGUUGCACAAUAAGCUAGGAGGCAUGCUUAAGAAGGUUUUAUAGGCCUGUUGCUCCAUUGCUGACCUUUGACCUCCAUGAGAGUGUCAACAAAGUACCACUCGUUAAGAGAAACAGCUCUAGAGGAGUGUGAUGAUAAGCCACUUUAGUCUGUAGUCUGCAGCGAGAAACUAACUUUGAGGUAAGCUCGGGUUGACAAAGAGUUAAUGACAGCUUGCUUUUUUUGUCAGGAUACAGUCUGACUUUCUGCUGAAGCCACUGGAAGUUAAUAAAGCUGAGUGUUGUACUCUGAACGGACAGGUUUCCUUUAAAAGGUCGUCAUCAAGAGCACCUUAAUGCAGCAAAGUGCUGUUUGGGUCAGCUACAAAUGUGCUAUGAAAGCUCUUUUUCAAUGCAAAAGUUGGGGAUCAGUUCACUGCAGCCUCUUUAAAGUUAAGAUUCAUAGCCAGUCAAAUACCAGAACCACUGCUACUCUAAAAUUUGAUCCGUGUCUGGAAAAGACUUUGUGGAUCGGAGUUGUUAACACUGAUCCAUAUCCUGCUGACUAAGCAGAGUACAUCGCUUUGACAUUGUCCUCAGUAUGAAUAGUGUCCGUCUUUAAAGCACAAAAAAAGGUCCUAUUUAUUAAAUAAGUUGAGAGCUGAGUCAUAUCCUACACGCUGUGAAUAACGUGGUGCUUACUUUAGGUCGUCGCAGCUCCUCUGCGGCUGUUUCACUGUUGUUUUAAAGCAGUAGUCCUCAACCUUUUCUGGCUUGUGGCCCUUUAAAACAAUACCGACCCCCUCAUCAAAAGUUGCAUAUUUCUCUGAGCUGUGAGCAUUUCAAGCAAGCAAUCAUUUAAAUUGAAUAAUUAUAGACACCUAAAAAAUAGAAAAUAUCCUAAAACAUAAUUUUAUGGGGCAUAAUAUUUUUUUUGUCUUCUCUUAACUUUUUAAUGUUAUUAUUCCUCCAGAUUUAUAUUUUUACAUCCCUGGUUUAAAUGUGGUAAAAAGCCAAUUCAGUGUGGUAUCUUCCUGGUAAAACAGCUGUGUUUAAAGGGGCACUCCAGCGAUUUAGUGUCUCACUCCCAUCAAUGUGAGGGACUCACAAGAGACAUAUUUAAAAAAGAAUGGUCGAAAUUCAAGCUGCGCAGACUGAGAUAUCCUAAUUUCUUUGUUCCUAGUAAGGGUCAAGCCCCUCAAAACACAGGAUUCUACAUUUCCCAUAAUGCAACCUUAUCUUUAAUUAGACCCAGGCUUUCUGUUAAAAAUAUAAAAUCUCCCCGUGACAAGUGAACCUAACGUCAGCUUGGCAGUUCUGACGGUGGCUCGUUUCCCCCGAUAAGCAUCUCUCACUCAACAGUAAACGAGGAGCAGACGAGGAAAGCUUUACGUUUCCGUGAAGUUCAAAACGAGGAAUUAUUUCCUCCGUCAGAAGGACGGCUUUAUCAGAUGGCGCGAGUGAUCGUGUAAGAAAAAAUGGAACACAUCAGGAAUGUGGGCCUGCCCAUUAGAUAUCUGCGGUUCAGCAAUUUUAUGGUUCUGAUUAUAUCCUUAUCAUUUCAUUAACAAAUGUAUUUAACAAUAUAUGGGGAGCCAGGAAGUCCAAAAACACUUACAAUUACCAUUGGGCGUCAUGUGUUUUUGGCCUCCUUGGCUCUUCCUACGUUACUCACUUGAUGAUGCAGUGCUUUUAUCUAAGUCUUAAUAAUGGUGCCAGGCCCGCACGUUCUAGUCUACCUGUGAGUACGAACACCUUGUACGAUUUGAUUUUUAAGAAGUUUUCAGACGUCCCACAGACGUGUCUCUGAACGCUGUGACAUUAAGGGUAAACUAUUUUAAGCCUCAGUUCACUUUUUUACAUCCUGGAAAAAAAAAAAAGUUAGCUUCCCUUCGGAGCAGCAGAAAAUUCAAACAGAAGCUAGCAGAGAACUUUCGAGAUCGUCCUUAAACUAAAUCUCUGUUUUGUGUCAGGCUGUUGUGAUGUCAAGUCGUAUACAUGGUUGACUUUUGUCUGACUGUAAAAUGUUGAGAACGAAUAACCUUGUAACACACUGAUGAAACCUAUUUCUGUGGAGUUAGCUGUUGGCUGUAUCCAAAUACCAAAAUGUGUAGCUGAUUUAUACGUCACUUGAUCAGGGACAUUUUAUGGGGCCUCUCAGUCCUCGACAUUCAGCCUGCUAGGUGGCUCUAGAUCAGCAACUCUUGUGGGGCCACACUGGACGCACUGUGGCUGCAUCGCAACGCCAGUCGGCACAUUAUCUCACAUGACUGUUAGUGUUUAAAUAAAGAGCAAAAAC